ACUUUCCACAAAUAACAAGUCAUGUCAGUAAACACACCCUUUGGUCUGGCGUUGCUUCCUUUUGAUUUUGAUUAAAUCUACUUUUCCACCCCCCCCCCCGCAAUAUUUGUUUUUUUUCCAAUGUUGUGACAUCUGAAAGUAGCCGGAAGAGUACUUCUCUCUCAGGAAGAGGCACGAGAGCUGGACGAGUCUGAGCCCGGUUGUUCGCUGAUCGAUUUUGGCAGAAGGUGCGGUUUCCAAGUCUUCUGAAUGACCGCCCAGGUUACAGUGCUGUAUUUUGCCAAGAGUGCUGAACUCUCAGGAAUUCAUUCUGAGGUGCUUACUGUUCCACAUCAGCUUACUUCUUUACAACUAUGGGAGGAAAUCGUUAGGAAACAUCCCAGACUUGGUACCAUAAGGGAUCACAUCAUUCUUGCUGUUCGUCAGGAAUUCAUCAUCCUGGGAGAUCAGCUUCUGUUCCUCGAGCCAGGAGACGAGAUUGCUGUCAUCCCCCCUAUCAGUGGGGGCUAGUUCCUGGGAUACAUAAGCAGGUACAACCAGAAACCACUUUGAAGGAAGGAAAGUUGUCCGACUUGAAUAUGAAGCUUAUAUUCCAAUGGCUGAAUCCGAAAUAAAGAAAAUCUGCCGAGCUAUUAGAAAUCAAUGGCCAGCGAUUCAGCACAUCAGUG
Messenger RNA from Mobula hypostoma (lesser devil ray), 668 nucleotides. It is a transcript of the gene mocs2, whose product is annotated as molybdopterin synthase sulfur carrier subunit. The coding region runs from base 250 to 510 and encodes 86 amino acids. Gene Ontology annotation, cellular component: cytosol. Gene Ontology annotation, biological process: Mo-molybdopterin cofactor biosynthetic process. NCBI's taxonomy places the organism in Eukaryota, Metazoa, Chordata, Chondrichthyes, Myliobatiformes, Myliobatidae. The transcript has 4 exons. The record is from RefSeq and is a predicted model, not a curated record.